AUGGCUCGACCACUGUGGCAAACGGUGUCUAUAGCGGUGUCGGUGUGGACGUUGGUGGCCAUCAGUCUGGAGCGUUACUACGCCAUCUGCCAGCCCCUCAAGUCCCGUGGGUGGCAGACGCUGUCCCACGCCUACAAGAUCAUCGGCCUCGUGUGGUUCCUCGCACUCGUAGCCAUGACGCCCAUCGCAGCGACAUCAGAACUCUCGCCCAGCGGCAACUCCGGCCGUCAGAAGUGUCGGGAGGCGUGGCCGUCCCUGCAGCUGGAGCGGUGCUUCACACUGGCGCUGAGCGUAGCGCUGCUGGCGCUGCCUCUCGUCGUCAUGUCCGUCGCCUACGCCAGCAUCAGCGUCACGCUCUGGAACGGCAUCCGCCUCCAGCAGGACUCCGGCAGAGUGAUCGCCUUGAGCAGCAUGCAGAGCAUGUCAGAAGUUCAACAAACGCUUCGAUCAAAGCGCAAUGAGAAACAAAAGUCAAAGAUUGCAAUAAGGUUUCGCAAGUUUCCGGUGCAAACAAACAUGUGUCAUUUUUGCAACCGUUUUCUGGACAGCAACGGAUGUCACUCCAAUGUUGAACACUCCAGCUACUACCGACCACAGGACAACAAAUGUUUCUCAACGGAGGAAUGUAACUUAGCUUUAAAAAAUGGGGUAGAUUUUUCGCCUUUUAAAUUUUCUCCACCUGAUCGCGUCCAGUCGAUGGAAAAUCUUGGAACAGGGCGUGGGUACCUCAGCCCGGACUUUGACGUUUUUGAGGCGGCACAUCAUAAUUUCGAGCAGCAUCGGUUUCGUGCUGACAACCUCGACGACCAGCAAGGUGUUAAAAUAUUUGAAUUGGUAGAACGCAAAGAAGGAAGCUUUACUUCACAUGCUGGACAAAAGGGCAUGAAAGCAUUCGCGAAACCGUCUCCACCAACUCGAGUUCUUUGGAGACUCAAGGAUCUUGAGACGCACGAGUUGAGCGCUUCUGGGCUCAGGUCUCAAUGUGCAAGCGAACUUCUAAAGGCUAUUCCAAAAUCUAAUCGUGAACUCGCAUCCAGAAUUCAUUACCUUGAAACUAGGAGUUCGCCGACAAUUAUAAGACAGUACAGCAAAUCUGAAUGCGACUUGACCAAUCAGUCUGGAAAAUUAUCUCAAAAAGUCACAUUUUUGGGUCGUCAAAAAGAUGCUGGUAAUCACAGACGGCCUAACAUGGCCUUCAGGAAACAAACUGAGAUAACACCUACCGAGAGCGGAUUAGACCUGAAUAUGUGUUGUGCAUCUGACCAACGCACUCCCAUAAGAAGUGGGGAUAUAUUUGCAGACGAAUUAGGAACGCAGUUAAAUCGUUACGCCCACAAUGGGCGCUCAAGUUGCGAGUGGGAGAAAUGUAAGAGAGACGAAACGUAUGAAAUGAUGUGCAAUUUUGCGGAAUUCAACCAAACUGAUGCGAUGCCUUUUCCUCCGAGAACUAAGAAAAUGCAGACAUCACACAUAGAAAAAAGUAUUCUGGCAAAAAAGCGUGUCACCAAGAUGCUUUUUGUGGUGGUCUUUGAAUUUUUUGUGUGUUGGACACCGAUAUUUGUUGUGAACAUCCUUGCCCUGUAUAUUCCUCAAGAGAUUUACAAGCGACUAGGAUCUAUCGGCAUUUCGUUCCUGCACUUACUGGCCUAUGCCUCGUCGUGCUGCAACCCCAUCACCUACUGCUUCAUGAACAGACGCUUCGUACAGGCUUUCCUGCACGUGUUCGGGUGCAGGAAAACAGGGGUUGUCGAGCAGCCGCGUUUUCACGGGUCCCACGCGAGCAACACCAGGUCACCGAGUCAGCCAAGUCUUAAGAAAUAAUGGCAAGAUAAAA
Messenger RNA from Hyalella azteca, 1834 nucleotides. RefSeq lists its product as uncharacterized. Gene Ontology annotation, cellular component: membrane. Gene Ontology annotation, biological process: neuropeptide signaling pathway. Gene Ontology annotation, molecular function: neuropeptide receptor activity. The record is from RefSeq and is a predicted model, not a curated record. Bases 1 to 1821 code for a protein of 606 amino acids. The transcript has 5 exons. Lineage: Eukaryota; Metazoa; Arthropoda; Malacostraca; Amphipoda; Hyalellidae.